AUGAAGUACUACGUGAUGGAUUUCCAGCUCAGAGUGACUGAGGAACUGAACAAUUCGUUCCUGCUGGCCGUUACGUUUGGUACACUUUACUUUGAUGGUCUUAUAAGUUCCCUGGUGGAACUUGUCUACCGGAAGCGGAUUUGUGCUCUUUACAAUGACAUGAUUCGAUUAUGGGAUCAGCUGAGCGUGAAUGCACCCGAAGAAUUCGAUAGGAAAAUGCUCAACCAUUUUGUAUUUAAACUAUACGCUAUCGAUUUGUUGUGCAUAAUAGUUGCUGUAACUAUCAGGACAGCCCAAUAUUUGCAGUCAAAAAGCGCACUAGCAUUUUACAAUAUCCUUGGAGUUAUCAUGACGGUCGGAUUCAAUGUAACAAUCAUCAAUCUGUUCGUUAUCGUUUGCUACAUUGGGGCCCAUUGUUAUCGAUUACUGAAUUAUCGGCUACUCUUGAUUAACCGAAAGCUUAAGUUGAUCGAGAAUAAGUUUCUGGUGUGCAAAACUGUAACGGCCGAAUUACGUCAGCUGGCGCUUUGGCAUCGUGAAAUUAAUCAGUUGAUAUUAUAUUUUAAUGUUGCCGACCAUUCGACUAAAUCGAGAGUCGCCUUGUUCGGUACGUACGUUUUGGUGGUUAUGCCUCUAAGGGAGAAUAAACAGCCGGAGAUUGGAGGCUUUGGUUACUUGUCAUUCCUGUCGGUCUUUUAUUGCUUUCAAUUCUACUACUUGGUGGAUAGUGCAGCAUUGUUCACAAAAAGGGCGGAAAAGACUGGAGCAAUUGUAGAUGACUUUUCCAUUAGACAUUCGAGAGAGUUGAUGGAUAUAAGAAUUGAGACAUUCAGCCUGGAACUGCUGCAUCGCAGAAAUAAACUCGAAAACUGUGGCUUCUUUUCCAUCGACUACUCACUGAUGUACGCAGCUUUGGCAACCAUGAUAAACUAUCUCAUAAUAGCAGUACAGUUCCAAAUAGCGCACUGAGCACUAGUUACGAAGUUUAAUGGACGCGAGAAAUUCGAGUGUUAAUAAAAGCGAAGAGGGUCAAAAUUCAUAGUUCUCAAUUGAAGUCGGUUGAAUAAUACGCUGUCUGGAACACAAAAAUAUGAUUAAUAAAAAAUAUUGGCUUGUGCGGUUGUCAGUACAUGAAAAAAAUUUCAUUUAGUGAAAAAUUCGUUUUGUACUAGAAACAUUAUUGUAAUCAACCAAACUUUUAGUAAAUGUGAACUUUCGGAUUGUUCGGAUUGUUUAAGUAACAUUUCUGCGACAUUUUUAUGU
Wyeomyia smithii (pitcher-plant mosquito) is the source of this 1263-nucleotide messenger RNA. RefSeq lists its product as uncharacterized. Gene Ontology annotation, cellular component: membrane. The coding region runs from base 1 to 969 and encodes 322 amino acids. The transcript has 6 exons. The record is from RefSeq and is a predicted model, not a curated record. NCBI's taxonomy places the organism in Eukaryota, Metazoa, Arthropoda, Insecta, Diptera, Culicidae. Gene Ontology annotation, biological process: sensory perception of taste.